This is a messenger RNA of Linum tenue, 558 nucleotides long. NCBI's taxonomy places the organism in Eukaryota, Viridiplantae, Streptophyta, Magnoliopsida, Malpighiales, Linaceae. The record is from the annotation of a GenBank genome assembly.
AUGGUUGAUAACUACUUCGCCCAUCCUUGCAGUGCUCCACGCUUAUCCUUCGACUUCUCCGACGGCGUACUACUCGACGAGGCCGCCGCUGGAAACAGCGGCGGCGGGGGCGGGGCGGUGAUGAAGGAGCACGACCGGCUGCUCCCCAUAGCCAACGUGGGGCGGAAAAUGAAGCAGAUCCUGCCGCCGAACGCCAAGAUCUCCAAGGAAGCCAAGGAGACGAUGCAGGAGUGCGUGUCGGAGUUCAUCAGCUUCGUCACCGCCGAGGCCUCCGACCACUGCCACAGGGAGAGGCGGAAGACGGUGAACGGCGACGACGUCUGCUGGGCGCUUUCGUCCUUAGGGUUCGACGACUACGCCGACCCGCUGAGGCGGUACCUGCACCGGUACAGGGAGCUCGAAGGGGAGAGGGCCGCCGCCGCCGCCGCCAGCCACGGUGUGACGGCGGCGGCGGGUGGGGAAGAAGACGGUGGUGGUGGUGGUGGAGAUGAGAGUUCUUCUUCUCGGUGUGGAUUGAACGUCUCCGGCGGUCAGUCCACGUACUUCCAUGUAAUUUGA